Messenger RNA from Physeter macrocephalus (sperm whale), 1866 nucleotides. RefSeq names its product mitogen-activated protein kinase kinase kinase 20-like. The record is from RefSeq and is a predicted model, not a curated record. Lineage: Eukaryota; Metazoa; Chordata; Mammalia; Artiodactyla; Physeteridae. Gene Ontology annotation, molecular function: protein binding. The transcript has 9 exons. Bases 1 to 1422 code for a protein of 473 amino acids.
AUGCAGCUGCUGCCUUCCUUUGAGAUUGGUGCUUGGACAGAAGAGGACGUGUAUUUUUGGGUUCAGCAGCUCGUCAGAAAAGGUGACACUUCAGAGGAGAUGAGCGUGUAUGCGAACUUGUUUAAGGAAAACAACAUUACAGGAAAGCGACUGCUUCUUCUCGAGGAAGAAGACUUGAAAGACAUGGGCAUCGUCUCCAAGGGGCAUAUCAUCCAUUUAAAGUCAGCCAUUGAGAAGUUAACCCACGAUUACCUAAACUUGUUUCACUUCCCACCACUAAUUAAGGACUCAGUAGGUGAACCUGAAGAAAAUGAGGAAAAAAUAGUGAACCUUGAACUUGUUUUUGGUUUUCACUUGAAACCAGGGACUGGCCUACAGGAUUGUAAGUGGAAAAUGUAUAUGGAAAUGGAUGGGGAUGAAAUUGCAAUAACCUACGUCAAAGAUGUGACAUUCAACACUAACCUACCUGAUGCAGAGGUUUUAAAGCUGACAAAGCCCCCGUUUGUAAUGGAGAAGUGGAUUAUAGGAAUAAUGGAAAAUCAGACUGUAGAAUGCACAGUCACAUAUGAGAGCGAUGUUAGAGCUCCAAAAAGCACUAAGCACGUCCAUUCAAUUCAGUGGAGUAAAACGAAGCCUCAGGAUGAAGUGAAAGCUGUCCAGCUUGCCAUCCAGACGUUAUUCCCCAACUCAGAGGGCAACCCUGGAAGCAGGUCUGACUCAAGUGCUGAUUGCCAGUGGCUGGAUACUCUGAGGAUGCGGCAGAUUGCAUCCAACACCUCCUUACAGCGCUCCCAGAGCAACCGCAUCCUGGGGUCACAAUUCUUCCCCUAUCUCAAUGACCAGGACUCCUAUGCUGCUGCUGUGAGACGGACCCAGGUGCCCAUUAAGUACCAACAGAUAACACCUAUAAACCAGUCCAGAAGCUCCUCUCCUACUCAGUAUGGACUGACCAAAGACUUCUCUUCUCUGCAUCUCAACUCCAGGGAUAGUGACUUUUCCAGUCUUAAUACUGACAGCUCUUUAGAGAGGGGUCGAAUCUCAGAUAGAAGCAGGAACAAAUACAAUCAAGCUAGCCUAUCACUCAAUUCUUCUCUGAGAGGAAGAUUCAGUGGAAGAAAUCAGCAUUCCACUCCUUCAAGAGAAAGAUACUCUGGAAAAUUCUGCAGGGUUUCUCAGUCAGCACUCAAUACUCACCAGUCACCUGACUUUAAGAGAAGCCCAAAUGCCUCCCAUCAACCCAGGACCAUCCCAGGGAUGCCUUUGUGCACAGACACUGACUCACGAGCCGAUGAAGAGGAAAGCAAAGUCAGCGAAGGGGGAUGGACAAGGGUGGAACACCGGAGAAAACCCCACAGGCCCUCUCCUGCCAAGACCAACAGAGAAAGACCCAGAGGAAACUUCCGUGGAAGGAGAAACUUUUGAUGAAUUGAACUAGUUGAGCUUUGCCUAGCACGUUUUUUUUUAAUGUAAUGGAUUUUGCUAAUGUGCUGCCUUCCAACAGAAUUAACAAAAAGACAACCUUUCCAUUUUUUGGAUUUGGGAAAUACCUUCUAAGUGAGACUGUAGCCAAAACAGGGCCAAAUUAUGGGUGUUCGUUGUCCAAUGUAAGUAACUAGACUUAAAUAUAACCAAACGUAUUUUAUUUCCCUGAAUUAACAUCUUUAGAGGAGGGAAUACACCAUUUUAUUACCCUAGCCAUCGCUGUUCUGGUUAGCAGGGCCUAGACUAGGGUGAGGUUAAAUGGAAAAACUUAUCUUAAAUGGGGCACUCAUCUUGGGUGCAAAAUUUAAGGGAGGAAUCAAAAAGCUCAGUAAUCGGGCUUCCCUGGUGGCACAGUGGUAGCGCGUCCGCCUGCCGAUGCAGGGG